Messenger RNA from Apus apus (common swift), 1464 nucleotides. RefSeq names its product transmembrane protein 255B (gene TMEM255B). Lineage: Eukaryota; Metazoa; Chordata; Aves; Apodiformes; Apodidae. The record is from RefSeq and is a predicted model, not a curated record. The coding region runs from base 3 to 1001 and encodes 332 amino acids. The transcript is spliced from 9 exons.
AGAUGAUGACGGCGCCGCAGCCCGCCCCCGCCGUGUCGGGUCCGCUGGCCGUGCUGGACCCCACAGGACAAUUUGCAAAAAGGAAGAAGACUUCACUUUGGUUCACUGUCUCUCUGCUGGUAGUGUCUGUUUUCAUACUGACCAUAGGUCUGGCAGCUACCACCAGAACAGAAAAUGUUACCGUGGGAGGCUACUACCCAGGCAUCGUUCUUGGCUUUGGAUCUUUCCUGGGGAUUGUUGGAAUCCACCUGGUAGAGAACAGAAGACAAAUGUUAGUAGCCUCCAUCGUGUUUAUCAGCUUUGGCGUGGUAGCAGCAUUCUGCUGUGCAAUAGUUGAUGGAGUGUUUGCAGCACGACACAUAGAGCCCAGACCUUUGUAUAACAAAAGGUGCCAGUUUUAUUCAAGUGGAAUAGGAUUCCUGUAUGAUGCCUAUCAGACAGAGGUGACAUGUUACAACUUAAACAGCAAGUGCCAGCUGAAAAUCAAGAGUAACACAUGCUAUUGCUGUGACCUGUACAACUGUGAGAAUUCAGAGCAGUCCUCCAGCUACUAUGAAUUUCUUGGCGUGAGCAGCUGUCAGGACGUGGUUCACCUGUAUAGGCUGCUGUGGUCCUCCACAGUCCUCAACAUCAUCGGAUUGUUCCUGGGGAUUAUUACAGCAGCCAUUCUUGGGGCAUUUAAAGACAUGAUACCUCUGUCCCAAAUUGCUUUCAGUGCUGCCCCUCCUCCACAGAUCCUGUACAAUCCUGCCCAGCAGAUCCUGACAUACGCUGGGUUCUGUCCGUCUGCAGCAACUAUUUCUACGUAUCCAUCCUACCCGUUACCCCUUCAGCCUGCCAGCAAUUUUCCAGGAACAUCAUCUACUGAUAAUUCUUUAUCAGAAGAAACUCAGCCUCCGUCUCAUUCCAGCUCCAGCUAUGGGCUUCCCCCCAAUGCUCCAGCCCUCUAUACACCAACCUACUUCUUGCCUGGAGAAAAGCCUCCCCCCUAUGCACCAUAGAGCAAAAAAUGUAUUUAGGUAGCUGGUAGGCUUGUAUUUUCUUUUAAAGAAACCUCUGGAAACUGUGCUGUGCAGGCACUAGACCUGCCAAGGAACCCACUGCAGAGUGUGUUACGGCCACUCUGCUUUUCCUUGCAUCUCACUGUGAGCAGAGUGGGACCCUGGAAAUGCAAGGGCAGGCACAUCACCAGCGGGGUGACCAGUCACCACCCAGUCUGCCUGCAGUCAAAUGCCUGUUGCUUUCUGGCUACCAAAAGCAUGAGAUGUUUCCUUCUCAGUACACUGCAGAAUGAAUUUUCUUCAAGAGGAGGAGUGAAGAAAACACUCUGGAUACCUGUUCUGCUUUCAUAAACCCAGACAGAGGGAUUCUAGUCUGUGGUGUCUGAGUGGGUAGUCAGGAGCUCUCCAAGCCAAUCUCUCUGGGUAGGAAGAGCUCAGGUGUUUGUUUGCUUGCAGUAUUUAC